Molecule: messenger RNA, 2971 nt
Organism: Coregonus clupeaformis (lake whitefish)
Lineage: Eukaryota; Metazoa; Chordata; Actinopteri; Salmoniformes; Salmonidae
Gene: slc27a6
Product: solute carrier family 27 member 6
Exons: 10
Coding region: 158-2029 (623 amino acids)
Molecular function (GO): long-chain fatty acid-CoA ligase activity; long-chain fatty acid transmembrane transporter activity
Source: RefSeq, a predicted model, not a curated record
UCAUAAGGUCAGCGAGCCAGCGACGACUUGAAGUGAGUCCGCUGCUCUCCUCCUCGCUGCUCUCCUCUACAGCAUUUUGUGACAAUGCACAGCUCGCGACCGUCCUUCAUCGUAUUUUUUUUCGAAAUUUAAAAAUAAUUGGCUUGGAGCUGGCGCGAUGUUUUUCUCGUUGGGAUGGGUGACAGCUCUAGUGGCUGGCAUUUUCUCCCUGCACUUUGUACAGAAACUGUGUUUCCCUUACUUUUGGAAAGAUGUUUUUUAUUUAGUGAAAGUCAUCCGAUACGGCGCACGUCUGGAGAUAUUCAAAAUUACUUCAAAAGUUGACACUAUCAUUGACAGAUUCGUCCAACAGGCAGAGCGAAUUCCCACAAAACCUUUCCUUAUAUACGAGGGAAUAACGUACACCUAUCAAGACAUUAACGAGCGGAGCAACAAAUUGGCCAAUAUCUUCCUCGAACAGGGCACGUUGAAGAAAGGGGACUCCGUUGCGCUUCUGAUGAACAAUGAGCCCGACUUCAUUUGUGUUUGGUUCGGAUUGAUCAAACUCGGAUGUUCAGUGGCUUUUCUAAACACAAACAUUAAGUCAAGAUCGUUGCUACAUUGUUUCAACUGCUGUGGGGCCAAGACUCUUGUUGUUGGUGCAGACCUGUUGGACUCCUUGGAGGACAUCUUGCCCGGACUCCAGGAGGACGGCAUCUCGGUGUGGGCCAUGAAGAACGAGAGCAGCCACACGGAGGUCCACACUCUACUGGAUAAGAUGCACCAGGCCUCGGACAAGCCCACCCCGCCUGCCCUGAGGGCUGCCACCUCCCUCAAGGCCGCCACCCUCUACAUCUUUACCUCAGGAACCACUGGUCUGCCUAAGGCUGCUGUAAUCACACAUCUCCAGGCCCUGAAGGCUGCAGCAGGGUUCUGGGCCUAUGGGGGGUCGGAAGAUGACGUGAUCUACAUCCCCUUGCCUCUCUACCACAGUGCAGCCUCUCUCAUCGGCAUCGGGGGAACCAUUGAGAUGGGUGCUACCUGUGUCUUGAAGAAGAAGUUCUCGGCCUCACAGUUCUGGAAUGACUGUAGAAAAUACGACGUGACCAUCUUCCAGUAUAUCGGCGAGCUCUGUCGAUAUCUGUGCAACCAGCCUAAGGCUGAGGGGGAGAAGGAGCACAAGGUGCACAUGGCCGUGGGGAACGGGCUCCGGCAGGACGUGUGGCGGGAGUUCCACCGGCGCUUUGGCGAGAUCCGCAUGUGCGAGCUCUACGGGUCCACAGAGGGCAACCUGUGUUUCAUGAACCACAUCGGCAAGAUCGGAGCUGUGGGCCGCUCCAACUUCUUCUACAAGCUCCUCUUCAAGUAUGACCUGGUAAGGUAUGACAUGGUCCGAGAUGAGCCUGUCAGGAACAAGCAGGGCUUCUGUCAACACGUUAACAAGGGUGAGACGGGCCUUCUCUUGUCCAAGGUUAGCGCCUCCAGUCCAUUCUUUGGCUAUGCAGGGAGCAAACAGCUGACCGAGAAGAAGUUGAUGAGGAACGUGUUUGUGAAGGGAGAUGCGUACUUCAACACUGGAGAUCUCAUGGCUGAAGAUGCUGAAGACUUUAUCUGUUUCAAGGACAGAGUUGGGGACACUUUCAGAUGGAAGGGUGAAAAUGUGGCAACAACAGAAGUGACAGAGGUGCUUGGAAUGGUGGACUUUAUCCAGGAGGCCAAUGUCUAUGGGGUGGAAAUUCCAGGAAAUGAGGGAAGAGCCGGAAUGGCCGCCAUCAUUGUGAGGCCUGAAUGUGAGUUUAGCGGGAAGAAGCUAUUUGACCACGUCCUCAAUGAACUACCAGGCUAUUCUCGUCCUCUCUUCAUAAGGCUUCAGGAAUCAAUGGAAAUGACGGGAACCUUCAAGCAGCAGAAAUUCAAUCUGGUGGAGAGCGGAUUCAACCCUUCAACAAUCUGCGACCCGCUCUAUUUCCUGGAUUACUCAGAGAAGAGCUACGUUCCCCUCACAGACACGCUGUACAGCAGCAUUUUGGCUGGCGAGCGGAAGCUAUAGCUCUUAACCGUAGCUAAAACCACCAAUAGUUUUGGUUCACCGAGACGACGGCAGCGUAGUUGUGCUGUUUCGAAGAGGGACCGAGGGACCGUCAAUUGGGGUCCACUCCUUUGUAGUGUUAUAUAUUUGAUGGGAACCAAGAACUGAGAACCCCAAAACAAAUUCUCAUUGAAUAAUGUUUUCUGGUAUGAGUAUCCGGGUUAAUAAUGAAUAAAGGGAAGGGUCACUUAUAUUGUUGACCUUGAUCGGGGGGGUAAAACUCUGAGUUCUUGUGGGGUGUCGGUUUCCCUCCCUGCUCCUCCUCGGUUUCUAGAUCUAUUGUCAAGACGGUUCAGCUGAGAAGGCUAAAUUGACUUGAGACCAGUGAACCUCGACAAUCAGCACUUCCACUGUCCGUCUGUGCCAUUUAAUUUGCGGAUGGGGUGUCCUAAAGUGUCACUAGUUCCUCCUUGAUAUAAAGACGAAUAGUAGAUAGAGGCGUUAUGUGCUUCAUCAUGUGUUUGAGGCACUGAUGACCAAAUUCAAUAACUUUCAAGUCAUUUUGUAUAAACACAACAAAUUGAUAAAAUUCAGGAGGCACUAACCCCACAGUUUCAAUAGCCAAUGACGCCUCUGGUCACCCAACAUUCUUCCUUCCGAACUACUACACUAACCAACGUAGAUACGAAGUUUUAAUAUCAGUAAAAUGUCCAUAUGCUUUGCUAGAAAUAGUAGUAAUUAUGAGUUUUUUUUAAAUACAAAUAGUUAAGGCUCAUGAUUUAAACGAAAGUAGGUGUGCUUCGCAAAAGUAUGUUUGUUAGGUGUCCUCCAGUAACUAGAGAGAGUACAGUCCACUGGCACAGCUGUAGUUCAGUAACGGAACCAUGCAUUAUUUUACAUUUACAUUUUAGUCAUUUAGCAGAUGCUCUUAUCCAGAGCGACUUACAGUUAGUGAGUGCAUAC